UAGGUACUGAGCCAUAUACGAACAGGCGUUAAUUCGGUCGCCCGCUGGUCCUUCCUCCUUUUCUACGUCCCUGAGCGAGGCCGCCGUCAAAAUGAACGAGACAGUUACAGUCAGGACUCGCAAGUUCAUGACGAACCGGCUGCUUCAGAGGAAGCAAAUGGUCGUUGAUGUUCUGCAUCCCGGCAAGGCCACAGUCCCCAAGACUGAGAUCCGGGAGAAGCUCGCCAAGAUGUACAAGACCACCCCUGACGUCGUGUUCGUCUUUGGCUUCAAGACUCAGUUUGGCGGUGGCAAGACAACAGGCUUCGCCAUGGUCUACGACUCCUUAGAUUACGCCAAGAAAAACGAGCCCAAACACAGACUGGCCAGGCACGGUCUUUAUGAGAAAAAGAAGACAUCCAGGAAGCAGCGCAAAGAACGCAAGAACAGAAUGAAGAAAGUACGAGGCACCAAGAAAUCCUCCGUGGGCGCUGCCAGCAAAAAGAAGGUAAAUCAAUGUUCAAGAGUAGGCUAACUCCAGUGUGCUCAUAAUCCUCCAGUGAUGGAUAAUAGCUAACCUCUCCUUACCGCAUCACCAACCCAC
Messenger RNA from Syngnathus acus (greater pipefish), 583 nucleotides. RefSeq names its product ribosomal protein S24 (gene rps24). The record is from RefSeq and is a predicted model, not a curated record. Gene Ontology annotation, molecular function: structural constituent of ribosome. Gene Ontology annotation, biological process: translation. Lineage: Eukaryota; Metazoa; Chordata; Actinopteri; Syngnathiformes; Syngnathidae. The transcript is spliced from 5 exons. Bases 92 to 514 code for a protein of 140 amino acids. Gene Ontology annotation, cellular component: ribosome.